AUGCUGGAUCAAGCACUGCCUUUGCCUAAUAUAGGUCUCCUCAGCACACUGGUCGCCUCUGACAACUCAAUUAAACAGCUGAGUGGAGAUGUUCACAAGCUAGCUGCUCUAAAGGUGCUGGACUUCUCUAACAACAAGCUGACUGAGAUCCCCUCUGACCUGAGUGACUGCUCCAAGCUGAAGGAGAUUCACUUCAAAGGCAACAAGUUGAACGACAAACGUCUGGAAAAGAUGGUCAACGGCUGCCAGACCAAGUCCAUCCUCGACUACCUCAGAGGAAAAGGAAAAGGAAGACAGGGAGAGGACGGAGGUGAUGUAGACGGGGGUCGCAAGGCAGACAAGUGUAAAAAGCAGCAGAGGAAAAAGAAGGAGAAGGUGGCAGACGGACAGGACGAGGUGGAGGAACUGAACAAGAUGGUGGUGAGGGUUCUCCAUGUCUCGGACACUCCUACAGCUCUCACUGUCACAGUGAGUGCUGAGGUGAAAGAUGUUCGACCAUACUUGGUGUGCUGCGUGGUCAGAGGCCUGAACCUGAACUCUGGGAACGCACUCAAACGGUUCCUGGUGGCUCAGACAAAGCUUCAUGACGACUUGUGUGGUAAAAGGACCAUCGCAACCAUUGCAACUCAUGAUGUGCAGCUUCUCAAAGCUCCCCUGAUGUAUGAUGUCAAACCACCUACCCAGCUGAAGGUUGUGUCGCUGGGUCGGAAGCUGAUACCUGAUAAGCUGAUAAGACACCUUCAGCUGGAGGCGGAGGAGCUGAGGAAGCGGAAGAAGAGGCAGAAUGUCACUGGCCUCCACAAAUACCUGCAGCGUCUGCAGAGAAAAGAAAUGUAUCCCUGCCUAAUGGAUGGAGGAAAUGUGAUCUCAUUCCCACCUAUUACCAACAGGGAGAAAACCAAGAUCAAGAAGUCUACCAAAGAGUUGUUCGUGGAGGUGACGAGUGCAGCCAGCCUGCAGACCUGUAAAGAUGUUAUGGACGCUCGGAUUGUAAAAAUGGCAGAGUUGAACAAGUUCACGGCGGAGAAUCGGGAGGAGGCGGGAUUAGACGGGGAAGGGGAAGGCCCACAAGAGCCGGCGGCCAGCAGUGAGACCUCCAGCCAACUGAUCGUUCAGCAGGUCCGCACAGUGGACCAGGACGGCAACCUGAAGGUCGUCUACCCGUCGAAGACAGACCUCUCCAGUAACAUCAGCAACUUGACAGUUAUUUGGUAGUCGUUGCUGUGGACAACCUGAGGUUUACACUCAUUCACAUGCUCCAUGAAGUAAAUUUAAAGGAUUAACAUCGUGGGACAUUAAGGCUAAGGUUUGACAACAUGCAACAAAAUGACAUCCUUUUACUUCAGGGAGCACAGGAAAUGUGAUCCUAUAGAAUUUCUUGUGAUUGAAGUGUUGCCUGUUGAUGAAUGUAACAUUUCUGAUUUAUGUACAGCUUUUUGAACCACAUGUAGUAAUGUUAAUAAAUCCUUUUGCUGCUUUCUGAAAGCACGAUCAGCA
Sander lucioperca (pikeperch) is the source of this 1497-nucleotide messenger RNA. Its product is annotated as leucine-rich repeat-containing protein 47-like. The record is from RefSeq and is a predicted model, not a curated record. Gene Ontology annotation, biological process: phenylalanyl-tRNA aminoacylation. Gene Ontology annotation, molecular function: phenylalanine-tRNA ligase activity; protein binding; RNA binding. NCBI's taxonomy places the organism in Eukaryota, Metazoa, Chordata, Actinopteri, Perciformes, Percidae.